Molecule: messenger RNA, 367 nt
Organism: Paramecium octaurelia
Lineage: Eukaryota; Ciliophora; Oligohymenophorea; Peniculida; Parameciidae
Source: the annotation of a GenBank genome assembly
CAAUAAUUGGUUUCAACAUUAUAAAUCAAAUAGUACUGUUUAUUGCAAUUGAUUGGAAUGAAAAAAUAAAUCAUCAAAUAAUAUGAAUACUAAUGGUUUAGAUUUGAAGAAGGAAUUUAUCGUAGGUUUUAUUUUUAAAAAAAGGAGUAGGUAGUAUUUUAGAGAUGCGUAUAUAACAUUCUAAAUCCACUUAUUGGGAAAAGAAUAGAAUAGAAUGCGAAAAAAAGUGCAAGUGAAUUAGAGUGCUACUCCAAAGAAAUUGUUACAGCAAAAUGAUUAAGAGUUGCACUUCUUUUCUCUCUCAAAUGUCUAUGAUUUAUGGAAGUAUUUAAGACUAUAAUGGAGAAAGUUUAAUCGAUGAUCAAUC